AUGCCUAUAUUCAUCGAGAGACGGGGAAGCCCAAGCCAUGGCUUCCGGAAGAGAGUGCUGCUGAGCUCCAAGGGCGUAACACAGGUUCUGUACGAUGACAUGUCUGCCUACGGACCCUACUCUGACCCAGAGGACAUGAGUGAUCUGGACGAUGUUGUCAAUCUCAGCGACUAUCACCCGGACCCGAUCAGGGCGUCCCAGUCCUCUAGAGUCCGCAUUCGCAUCUCAGUCAGUCCCCAGGGAAGGGGAAGCCAGUCUCCCAACAUCCAUCAGCGCAUGGGGCGCAGUGAAAUGGGCUAUGACAUGUAUGAGGACAAUAUUAUGCCUGGUUUACGCAGGAAACGAUCUCCUUCCCCUACGCCAUCCAUGACAUCAACCUCGUCUACUGAAGAGACGAUUCGCCCCACUAGGAAGAAGGUCAACGUUAUGAAGCCGCUGAGGAAGUUCAGAGAGAUCGUUCCGGUCGUCCAUGUCCCUGAAUUCAAGGGGAAAGCCGCUAAGCCAAGGAGCUUCCGCGAGAUGUCCCCCAAAUGCAAGGGAGACCCCAUCAUCAUCACCCCAAAGACCGGGGCUGCAACCGGGGUAAAGAAGGAUACCACUGCUUCUCCAACCAAUGAUAAGACCAAGAAGGUCCGUUUCGCCCCAAAAACUGACGGCAGAGACGAUCCCAGCAGCCCGCUGUCCGGCACAGCCAAACGUCUGUCUUGA
Molecule: messenger RNA, 708 nt
Organism: Microsporum canis CBS 113480
Lineage: Eukaryota; Fungi; Ascomycota; Eurotiomycetes; Onygenales; Arthrodermataceae
Exons: 1
Coding region: 1-708 (235 amino acids)
Source: RefSeq, a predicted model, not a curated record